GAUGACUCCAAGCUUCUUAAUAAACUCUCAUAUCGAGGGACCUUGUCAAUCAACCGUGCUGAGGCUUGCUUACCCCUGCCCCCUUGUCCUGCGCUAUCUCCAAAAAUGUGACUUCAUCCGUACGUGUGCAUUAUUACAUUUUGACCGUACAUCGAUUCAUAUCCCCAAAUGCCCAAUCUCACACAUGGCGUUGAACUUCCUUACUUGCUUCGACGUCCACAGCUCGUUCCGCCUCCAUAUGUCCUCUGCCGUUUCUCGGUAUCCGCCCGCAUUUUGGCGAUCAGACCGGCCCCGUUGAGAUCGGAAUCGGAAUCCUCGGAUUCACUCUCAGCGUCUGUAUCCCCCGGAAUGAGAAAUGCAUCCACAUCUUUGGGCUGCGUCUUCUUCUUCUCUCGGCGCCUCGCUUUCUUUUGCGUUAGGGCGGCCUUGUUUCUGUUCCGCCGUCUGAUUUCCUGGUUCUGCAUGGCCUCCUCAACAAACGUGUCGAGUGCCUUUUUCUUUGCUGUAAAAAGCGGAAUCGGCGAGCCUGCAAGUCUUGAAAACUUCAUUGUAAGGUUGUACCAAAAGUUGCUGUAUUGCUUGCUGGUCUUGAUUCCUCUAUGUUCUAGUUCCACUGCUACGGCUUGUGAUUCGCGCUCACUUAGGGACGCCGGCGUGCUCCAGUCGAUUUCCCAGUUGUACUUUUGAUUGGACUCGUCGCUUGUAUCGUGAUUGAAGCCUUGCCUAGCGGCGAUUUUCUUCUUGAACAAAGCAACUGUGGGCUUGAUAGCGUGUUCUGAGACGCCAUCUCGGAUUAUCGGGGGCUUGAUUUCUUUCUCAGAAGGCUUGAUCCAGUGCUUGUCGGUCCCUGGCUCCAACUGUUGCUCCUGAAGCUUCUUCUCGAGUUCAUCUUCAGACUCUUCUAUGUCUGUCGUGUCGUUGACGCGGGGAUGUCGCUUUGCGACAACCUUCGUGGGUGUUUCUUGUCGUGAGGCUGCAUUGCUGGCAGCAGUAUCGUCAGGGAUAGAUGGCAAAGGCGUGAAUUCUUUUUCUUAGAUUGAUGUCAGUAUAUACACCUUGACACAAGAGAUGUGACCUACUUUGUUGAAGCCAUCGAGCUCCCUUUGGAAGUGGCGGCGUCCAGUUCUUGGGCAGAAGCCUCGGCAAUGUCAUCGCCUUGGGCAUAACAACCCGGUGAGGAGGUGUUGAGUAAAGCUUCUUUUUGAAAGAGCUUACCUUGGCGGCAGUCCCAUUCUAUGAGACUCUGCGUUCAGAAGGCCGGACAGCCUUGGCUUGCUCUUUGCUCUGCUUUAUUCGUUCUGUAGGUGAUGAAACGUCGUGCUCGUCUCCAGAAAGGGGAGAAAUAUCAGGGAAUGGAGAGUACACAGUCUCGUUAUCACUCGCACGACCUCGUCCACCCGAGCCCUUAAGGAUACUCUUCAAGCCGAUAAGCGACUCCCGAUGGUGAGGUCGGAACGGCGAUGGUGUACCUGGAGUGUGGCUCUGCAUAAGCUUCUCACCACUGUAAACUGGCUGCAGCUCAUAGAUUGAUGGCGAAAGACCAUUCUCAGUUUUGAUCGGAGUGGAGAAAUUAUUCUUCGAAUUGCCGAACGCAUUGGUCAAAUCCUUAUCGGCCGAAUCAAAUAUGGCCUCUUCUUCAAGUGUUGCAGAGACAGUUUUCGGAGAGACGUCUUCCUGUGGUAGCUGAUAUGACAUAGGUGGCGAUGAUCUAACAUCCUCAUUACCUUCCGCCUCGUUGGUAUUGGCGUCAUGGGAAACCUCAUCGUCACUUAGGUCAGGAAGUCCUUGGUAUUCCUCCUCACUGUCUUCGUCGGAAUGUGACUCGUAUUGCUUCAAAGCAGAAAUGUUCACGGGGUUUGAGUAACUCUCCUGCUUGAUGUUCUUGAUGCUUUCUUCGGCGGGGUCUUCUUCAUCGUCUGAGGAUUGGGCAUAUACUGAGCUGCUCUCUUGCUUGAUAGGGUAUAUGUCUCCAUCCUGAGACUCUUCGUCAUUGCUACCUUCGUCAUCGUCGGAGUUGUAUCGCCCAAUACUCUCUUUCUUGAUGAAUUUCAUGUCACUAUCGUGAGCUUCCAACUUGAUUUUCUUCGCCGCGGAAUCAUCGUGCUGAUAUUCAGGCGCGGUGGAGAAGGGCACAUCAUGGCUGGGAGACGGGCAAUUGCUGCUGGAGGUUGAAGGAGCUUUCUUCGUCUCAGGGCACUUAGUCCAAUUCCACAAAGGAGCCAUGAUAUCAUCCGGGGACGCCGCCCUCUGUUCAUGGACGGGAAGAUUGUUCUCAGGAGCGACAAUGGGGUUGUAGGUGUUGCUACUAGUAAUACGCUCAAUAGUAGUGGCUUGGGGAUUCUGGACGUUGAGAGCGGGCUCGACUGGUGUUUGCAGAGCUGGCUUGGCCGGACUGGUAGUCUCUUCAUCUGAGAAAUCAGAACUAUCGGAGGACUCCUGGGUAAGAUCGAUGUGCAAAGUUGUGCUUGGUGUGGUGUCGCGUGCAACAGCUGAAGUGGCAGGCGUCGGCUGCUUUGUCACAGAGCGAGACUUGGUCUUGCACUGAGCUGCAACCUUUCGUUGCUCAUGAGAGUUCUCGUCCUUGGUAUCUUUGUCGGCUGUAGCACGAUGUUUGGCAGCCUUUCGCCUUGGGGACACCAGAACCUUGACAACCUCACAGUCUGAGUCGGGUUGAUCUUCGUCGUCUGCAUCGAUGGACACAGGGGUAUCGAUUGAGUCGCCAACUCGUCGUCGCUUGACGUUGGCUUUCUGUUGUUCGAGUUGAUGGCGCUUUCUUGGAGAGAGCUGAACCUUCUCAUUGUCGCAACCCGACUCAUUAUCAUUUUGGAUCGCAUCCUCAUUCUGGCUGGAAUUAGGAGGCCUAUGAGCUGGAGGGACAGAAGUGCUUCGGCUUGGGCCUGCAACAUUUGAGGUGAGGUUAGGCAAAGGUGCGUGAGAGGGUACAGAGGCUGCUUGUCGCCGGCCAGCAGCUGGUUUCUUGUUCUGUCCUGACGAUGUUGCGCUUUUUGCGAGAACAGAUGCUUUGAUAGAGGCAUACCCUCGCUUGACUAACUCCUGUUGAUCAGUCCUGCGCUUCUUGGAAGGACGAGCUCGUGGGCUGGGGGCGACAAGCUUGCGCUUUGGCGACGGCUGAACUUUUUCGAUUACACAGUCUGAAUCAGAGCUCUCUCCAGAUGAAAUAUCAAAUGGUGUAUGCGGUGAGUCUCCUUGCACUAGUUGAGUUGCUCGUUUUGGAAUUUGUUGGCCUUGACUACUCGUGGCGACUCGUUUUUUAGGGGGAGUUUCGGGGACACGUUCAUUGCGUCCCUCCAAGCGACGCUUCUUCGUAAUUUGGGGGGAUGACAUAUUUUUGGAGAUUGGGGUAGAGGGAAUAGAUGGAUGUAAAGAUGCUGCACGGGGCACUAAGGUUGAUGCCUGUGAUCUCUGCCUCUUGGGCUUUUGGCUUGACUUAGGCAUGGUCUGUUGUGACUCUGCGCGACUUUUGUUGGGUGAACUCGACUGGAUGCCACCUUUCGCGGCCUUGGUUGGCGACGGUUUGUGACGCUUUUCGGUGCGCAAUUUGGAUUGCUGAGAGGACGGUGAAGAUGAAAAGAAGUCGACAAUCUUGGAUUGCUCCAUUGGUUUGGCGAUGUCACUCAUAGAGCGAAGAACUCUGCGACGAGAAACACCCUGCUGGAGCAAUAAAUGAUGGCGAAUGGAAGACUUGAUUUUCUGAGAUUGACGAGAUAUGACAGGCUUUCAGAAGAAAAUAAUAAAGCAGCAGAUAGCUAUAUGACCUUUGGGAUGCUGAUGAUGCUGAAGUAGAAGUAUUUCGCAAGAGCGUGAUGAUGCUGGCGCAGUAAAUGAAUGCGAAAACGUGAGCACAAAGAGGCGGGAGAAGAGUUAACAGGAGAAUGCAAAGAAAAUUGCCAUUCAAUAAACACAACAAUGGAGGCGAGCGACAAAUAAUGCGCGCCAGUGUUUGCCAGUGUCAACGUCAAGUGACAACGGCAAGGCAGCGUCAAAGAGGAGUCCCGGGCUGCUGGCACUGGCACGACACUGCUCAUUCAAAAGCACGUAUUUAUGGGAAACUCAUUGUUCGUCAUAAGGCAAGGCUCAUUCACGAUGGUCCUUUUUUCCAUUUUUCCAGCAUCUAUGGUAUCAUUACAGAUCAUCAUGGUCUAUGCAUAUUGACUCGUCCUCAACGGCUACCUAAACCAGCCUUACAUACGCUCUCGUCGACGAGGAGCUGCCCGGAUGAUAUCGUCCACUCGAAGAAGAAGCUGGUUGAUAAUGUUAGAAUUCUGUUUUCAAAAGUCUUUGGUAAGUACUUACCUCUGCGGCUUCGCUGGCCGAAGACACCACAGCCUUCUUCAACUUGUAACUCUCGAUAACACCGAGAUCUCGCAUAUCAGUAAUACCACCACCAGGGGUCAUCAGGUCCAGGCCGUAAGUGGUAAGACCAUCGUAGAGAGCCUUGCGUAAUCUGGCAACAAGGUCACCAGAGUCGAGACCAGCGUUGUCGGCAAGGAUAGUGGGAAGUUGUCGAAGAGCGACGGCAAAGCUAGAGACAGCCAGUUGUCGCUUACCCUCAACUCGGGUAGCAGCGCCUUCAACCGCCUUGGCCAUGAGCAUCUCGGCACAACCACCGCCAAGGGUGGUUCGGGGUUCCUUGACAGUCUGUGACAGAACAGCAAGGGCAUCAUGCAGACUUCGCUCGGCCUCAUCAAGGAGCUGUUCUGUGGCACCUCGAAGGACAAUUGUGCAAGCUUCACCACCAGCAACACCGGAGAACUUGAUGAGAGUAUCUUCUCCAAUAAUAACCUCCUCGAUAACGUCGCAGUGGCCAAGCUUGACUUGAUCGGGAUGGUCAAAGGUCGAGGCAAUCUCACCGCCUGUGACCAGGGCAAGACGCUCAAUACCGUCGAAGUCAGCAUGCUCAAUUGACAUGAUGCCGGCAUCAGUAAACAGCUGCUCGGGCCAGUUGUAAAUGAGCUGUCGGUUGAUGAAGCAGUUGAUGCCGUGUGCCUUGAUCUUCUCAACCUUGGCCUUCAUCUUCUCCUUCUCGGCCUUUUCAAGUUCAGCAAGCUUGCUUGUUGAACCAACCUUAACACGGGCACCAAAGAUCUUGACCUUGUCGGUGUCCAUGGAGGUGUUGGCCACCAGAAUCUUGGCCUUCUCUAGUCGCUUGGGCUGGUUGACACCGAUCUUCUUAUCGAGAAUGAAACCUUCGUCAAGGUAUGAGUCACUGAGUUUGCCUCCGGCCUUCUUGAUGAUCUGGAUGUGGUUGAGGUCGGACGACUUGAGUCGGAGGACGGCAUCAACGGCCAAUUCGGCGAACUGUUUGCGGUCCUGGGCCAGGACCUUGGAGCUGAGUGUUGUUCGGGCAAUGGCGAGCAGAUCUUGUCGGAAGGCUUCGGGGUUCUUGCUGUGAUCAACGGCUGAUCCUUCCAAGGCCUUCAGCGCAGCCUGGCUGGCUAUCCGGUAGCCCUCAAUAAUAGUCUGGGGGUGGAUCUUCUUGUCGACCAGCUUCUCCGCCUCUCUCAAUAGCUCGGCAGCGAGAACAGCAACGGAGGUGGUACCGUCACCGACUUCGUCGUCUUGGACCUUCGAAAUAUUGACCAGAACCUUUGCGGCGGCGUUAUCGAGGGCGAUCGACUUGAGGAUUGUGGCACCGUCGUUGGUAACCAUGAUUUCGGCGGUGGAGCUAGCAUCAUGUUAAAAGGGGGGUUGUCGAGACCGCAAGAUGGGCGCAACGUACGCUGACUGGAGAAUCUUGUCCAUACCCUUAGGACCAAGGGUGCUCUUUACGAGGUCACCGACGGCGAUGGCACCGACAAAGGCGGCGAGACGAGCAUUCUCACCCUUUUCCUCAGUAGUGCCCUCCUCAAAAAUUUGGGUUGGUUGGAAAGACUAGGAGGGGCAUGUUAGCAUACGGCAUACUCGAUAUGAGAAGACGAAGUGUUUCAACAAACAUUCCUCACCAGAAGAGGAAACAUACCAUGAUGGGCUAACAAUACGACUUUGUACACGGCGAAACCUAUAAAAACGUAAAAGGUUAUCGUCGUCGUCAACGUCAAUAUGCUUCAGCCUUGGGGUAGACGUUGCAGCCUUUUUUUCUGGAGCUCCCAUCCAGCUUAGCAAACCGCAGCCCCUCCACUCCAGGGGCCAGCAAAGCCCACACGUGAUUUGCCCCGCGGUGGGAGCCGCAAGCUUCGGGCCAGUAUUAUCAUUUCUCCGCAUCACGCACACUUUCGUUGGAAAGUGAAGCAGAACACCAAAUUUGUGCUGCACUAGGUUGGCACCGCAACAUCAAGACUCCGCACGUUCCCGAGCGACAUUCUGCGCCGUUCUAGACAAGCCUUUGCGUGUCUUCCAGAGGUCAUAUCUCCCGCGCGCAAAAAGGCCAUUUCCGCAAACCUGUGCUCGGUAGCCGAACCCUCCCAAACCCUCGAAAAAAACCGUACAGAAACGAGUGAGAGCGGGGCAUUUUUUCUUGCACCCCUCCAACAACCAAAUAUCGCCCAUCAUGGCGCCCUCUUUCGACCACCUCCGCGAGGCCGACCUUGACGAUGACGAGUUCAACGAGGAUGAUAUUGAUAUCUCCGAUCUGCGAGAACGAUUCGAGGUUUCACUGGAACAAGGCUAUGACAGCUUCGUGGUUAUCGAUGGCCUGCCCCAAGUCACAGAGGAUCAGAAGCCCAAGCUUGUCAAGUUCUUGUUGAAGAAGCUCAACACAGUCGGCAAGACACGCGAGGACUUGAUACAUAUGCCCAUGGGUGACGACGGAAAGUCUUUUCGAUUCGCCUUUGUCGAAUACUCUUCGCCCGCUGAGGCUGCUGCCGCUACUCGCGAGCUCGACCUCACCCCCCUCGACAAGAAGCACACUCUCCGCGUCAACAAGUUCACCGAUAUCGAGCGAUAUGGACGAGAAGGUCGUAUCGACGAGACCUACCAACCCCCUCACAUCGACGAGUUCACCGAGAAGGAGCAUCUGCGAUGGUUCCUCAAGGAUCCCUCAGGCCGCGGCCGAGACCAGUUCGUUAUGUACAAGGGCGAGAGCGUCGGCGUCUACUGGAACAACGAGAAGGAUCAACCUGAGAACAUCGUUGAGCGACAGCACUGGACUGAGACAUUUGUUCAGUGGUCUCCUCUCGGCACAUACCUCACCUCUGUUCAUGCCCAGGGUGUUCAGCUUUGGGGCGGUCCUUCAUGGACACGACAGGCCCGAUUCGCUCACCCCUUCGUGAACCUGGUUGCUUUCUCUCCCGGUGAGAAGUACAUCGUCACCUGGUCUAACCGCCCUAUCUCCAUCCCCGACGAGGGCCACCCCGCCCUUUCGAUCGACGACCAUGGCAAGAACUAUGUGAUCUGGGACAUCGCUACCGCUACUCCUCUGCGAUCUUUCGCCAACCUCGAACCCCCCAAGGUGGAGGAUGGCAAGCCCCCGCCUAAGAUGCAGUGGCCCGCCUUCAAAUGGUCUGCUGACGACAAGUACGUUGCCCGUCUCAACCCCGGCCAGUCCAUCUCCGUAUACGAGCUUCCCCGCAUGAACCUUCUCGACAAGACCUCCAUCAAGAUCGAGGGUGUUGUGGACUUCGACUGGGCUCCUGCUACCCCCAAGCGCGAUGGUGUCAAGAACUACGAGCAGCUGUUCUGCUACUGGACCCCUGAAAUCGGCAGCAACCCCGCCAAGGUCGGCUUGAUGAGCAUUCCCUCAAAACAGGUCGUUCGAUCCCUGAACCUCUUCAGCGUUAGUGACGCCAAGCUUCACUGGCAAUCCGAGGCCGCCUACAUUUGCGUCAAGGUCGACCGACACUCCAAGUCGAAGAAGUCUCAAGCAACCACACUCGAGAUUUUCCGUGUCAAGGAGAAGGGUGUCCCUGUUGAGGUCGUUGACACUAUUAAGGAUACCGUUAUCAACUUUGCCUGGGAGCCCAAGGGUGACAGGUUUGCCAUCAUCUCCACAACCGAGCCCGUGGGCGUUACUGCUGUCCCCCCUAAGACUGCAGUUUCUUUCUUCUGCCCUGAGAAGGCUAAGAAGGGCCAACAAGUGGGUAACUUCAAGCACCUCCGAACGCUUGACAAGAAGAACAGCAACGCCAUCUACUGGUCACCCCGCGGUCGCUUUGUUGUUAUUGCCACCAUUGCCAACCAGCAGAGCUCCGAUCUGGACUUCUUCGACCUUGAUUUCGAGGGCGAGAAGCCCGAGUCCGACAAGGACCUUACCGCCAACCUCCAGGCUAUGAACACCGCCGACCACUACGGUGUCACAGAUGUUGAGUGGGACCCUUCAGGCCGAUUCGUUGCCUCAUGGGCUUCUGCUUGGAAGCACUCGAUGGAAAACGGCUACCACAUUUACGAUUUCAAGGGCGAGGCUCUACGAGAAGAGCCGCUUGAGAAGUUCAAGCAGUUCUCAUGGCGCCCUCGGCCCCCGACUCUGCUCACCAAGGAGGAGCAGAAGGCUGUGCGCAAGAACCUUCGAGAAUACAGCCGCGUCUUUGAGCAAGAAGAUGCUGACCGUGGUGCGUCUGCUGACUUGGCUGUGGUUGAGGCUCGCCGACAUAUGCUCGAGGAGUGGUACAACUGGCGCGAGUCCGUCGAGGCUGAGAUUCUGGAAGAGCGCGAGGCUCUUGGCCUACCAAAAGAUCCCCAUGCUCCUCUGCUAGAGGCUUACACAAAGUCUCUCGAGGGCUUAACAUCAGAGGCGGAUCGGGUGAUUGAGGAGAUUGUGGAGGAGGUUCUUGAGGAGAGUGAGGAGAUCCUCGCAUAGACGUCUUCACUGCAUUUGCAUGGGAGUGAUUUGCUUGUAUCUCGGUAGAAAAACUGGUCAGGGCGAGGGGUCACGUAAUGAAAUUCUUUGUCAUGUUCACACGCAAGAUAGGUCCAUUUCCUUGGACUUUCUAAAAGCAUUUUUCGGAGUAUUCUCUGCUCAUACAUAUCACUUGCUCGCCAUCGUUCACUGAGUGAAACGUGGUGUUUCGGCUACUUGGAAAAAGGUUUGAUCAUGUUGUCGCAUAUCUACUAUGUAGGACUAUUGCAACAUGACCGUAUCGUCAUAUGCUUAGGAGAGUAUCAUGAUUACAUUAUCAUAAGCUUAGGAGCAUAUUUGCAAGGCUUAGGAUAGUCUCAUGGAAAUACGAGUCAGGAUUGAGCAGCAAAUAUGUAAGAGCAUCCUAAAAAAAAAAAAACUCAAAGUGCCUUCUUUCCUGUCUACAGGGGCGCAGGCUCAUAGUAUUCGCGGAAGCGGUCCGACUUUUCCCACUGCACGUUCCAUACAACGUUCCAACAAGUCAACAAUAGCAUAGGGAACCUAACAGUCCAAAAUGCAAGGUAGCCUUCGGGAAGAGGUCCGACGGUCCUUUUGAGUGCCUCAGGCAUAUCUUCGUAGUGAUUCUUCUUAUUUCGUAGGGCCCGAAGCAGAUCAAGAAGGCGGGAACCGGUAUAUUUGCGUUGCUUGCCGAGGGAAUCAACGAAAUCACGCGGCAAGACCCUCAAGAAGUCACUCCUAGUCACAUCCCCUGCGUGCCUCUCAAGCUCGGCCAGGGCGGGCGAGGGUGGGUCCCUUGGCUCCUUCUCAAAGUGAUCCGAGACGUCGCAGAGGAACGCGAGCCUCUUCUUUGGGGACCAGAAGAAGGGAUGGGCCAUGAUCUCCUUGGCAUUGGGACGGUUCUUGGGGUCUGCUUCAAGCAUAGAGGCGAUAAGGUCCUUAGCCUCGUAGGCAAAGUCGCCGAGAGAGUCAAGAAGGUCCAAGUUAUACUGCCCUUUUCGAAUGUUGACUUCUCGCAUAUAGCGAUCGCCGCAAUCAAAGGGAUGUGAUCCGUUGGUCAAGACAUAGAAGAAGACCAGUCCAAGCGAGAAAAUGUCGAUCGCACGAGUAGCACGCCGAGGCAUCAUAUUGUCAUCGACCAAAACCGAACCAGAGCCGCUUUGGGUGCUGGCCUCCAUCAUGGCACCUUCUCGAGCGUCGUCGUCGAGCAGAAGCUCGGGAGCACGCCAGCCUGAUGUUCCAGCGGCACGGCCCGUAGUGGCGCCGAAGGACGAUUGCCCGCCUUCCAACUUCUUGCAAAGUCCGAAAUCAGAGACCAGCAUUCUAGGCUUGCCAUCCUUGCCCAUAUUGACCAGAAUAUUCUGUGGCUUGAGGUCACGAUGGACGAUUCGGAGCUCGUGUAAGUGGCUGAUGCCGUUGGUGAUCUGAUAAAGGAUAUUCGGCAAGUCAUGUCGGCCGGCGUUGGCAAGGUCCCGGAAAUAGUUGGGCUUUUCGACCACGUCUGCUAAUGAAGCGGCGCAGCGCUCCAGGGCAAUGUAAAGAAAUCCAUCGCGGAUCUGUUGGGAGUAAUAUCGAAUGACUGGAAAUGUUAGGGCGUUUGUUCUUCAAUAGUAUAAUAGCUUACCAUUCGGGUGAUCAUCACUCUCUCUUAACAGCCUUGUUUCUUGGGACGCGAUGUCAUAAAACUGAAUCAACAUGCGUUUGACGGCGACCGCUCUUCCGUCGAAUUUGCCAGCAAAGACUAGAGUGCCAUUGCUUCCUGUGCCCAAUUGCUCAUCUGUGUUCACCUCGAUGUUUCCCAUACGGAUCGUCGAGCCUGUCACAGACUGCAUGUCGUCAUGUACGGUCAUUACGUCCGGCUCGAGGCUAGGCCUUUCACCCAGCUUCUUUGCGUUGUUGACCGCAUCCUCGACAGUGGCCGUGGCCGGGUCAUCGCCUCGAGAUAGGGAAGCUUCUUGAGCACGACUCUUACGAUGCUUGACACCCCCACGUCUACCUCUGUGAGCCUUCUUCUUCUUCUCAGGGGCUCCACCAUCCUGACUUUCAUUUGUGGCCGUAGCCUUGGUUUGAGGUUGAGGUUGAGGAGUAUCAGGAGUAUCACCUGACCUCUUGGUGGGAGUCUUCCUCUUGGGCUUCGGAGUCGCUUCCCUAUCGCUGAGCUCUACCUCUUUGAUAGGUGUUUGGGGGGAAGUUCCGGGCUCCAAAUUGGAUGAUUCAGGGGCAGGGACCACGGAUUCUUUGACCUUCUCCUCAAGAUUGUCUCUCGGUGCUGCGGGCUUUGGUUCUUCGUUCACUGAGCCGGCCAAGUAGUCAACGUUGCCGUCAGUGUCGCUGCUAUCGACUUCAUCCGGUUGCUCCGUGUAGACAGGGGCCUCAACAAAACCCAGUAUAUUUUGCAAUUCGUUCCAGAAACCCCGUCGCUUCCCACGCUGGAGGUGACGACGGAUGUUCUUGUUGUUGAAAUAGAGUAAUGAAACAAAUAUGAUGAUGACCACGGGAUUUGUGAUGAAAUCCUUGACACUUUGGGCGGCAAUUAGAGGCACCUUUUUGACGUUGGUAAAAAAGGUAGGCUCAUCCGAAAAUGUCAGCUCCGUGGUUUUUGAAUCAUUAUUCUCCAAAUCGUCAUUGUCAUCGUACACGUCAUACACUUCUGGUCCUUCUAUUGCACCGGCAGGCAAACUUGGCGUGUGUGUGCCACCUCUGUUAUUGACAGUGUCGAGGAAAUGUGUGCCUACCAGGACCUUCGAGAGUUUAGUUUGGUUGAUAGUGUCCCAAGAGGGAGCAAUGUCCCACCAAUCGGGGCGGGAUAGUUGAGCGAUGGGGGCAUGGAUAAUAAGAGGAUACGAUCGUCCAGACAUGACAUACCAAUCCCCAGUCCGAGUCUGGUUGAGAAAGAUACUGUUACUGCGCAUACGGGCGUGGGUCUCAUCUUGCGGGGGCAUCGGCGGUUGAGGAAGGACCACAAGAUCGGGAUUGCUGUCGGAUGUAGCAUCUCCUGGUCGGCAUACAUCAAAAACUCGGGCUACAGGUGCUGCGAAGUGUUCGCUGAAAAGUGGCUCUGCCUUUUCGGACCUUGCGUAGUCAAACGCAUAGACCUUGCCGUCGUGCUGGCUUGUGAUGUACUUCUUAUCUAAUGAAGACUGGUGCUGUUGAAAUAGGUCGCUGUCGUAGUUGUUGGGGCUCCACUCAGAGUACCUAAGGGUAGCGAUGGGAAGACCGUCCUCACGCCGCUGGAUACCAACAGUAUAUUCGGUCCUGCCCAAAGUGAUUGUUCCAGUAGAGCUACACUCCUGGUUAUUCUCGUCGUACAACGUGUCGGGGCGUGCGCAGCUUUCGGCUUCAUUAACAUGAGAUCCUGUAGCACCGAACCAUUUCAGAACUCUCCCUGUGGCUGCAUCAAGAGUAAUCAUGGUAGUCUUUUUGUCGCCAGUAUAGACGACGGGAGAGCUCUCGUCGGCGUAGGGGGCCAGUUCUUCGACAAGCUUCUUCAUGGUGAAGCCUGUUUUGACAAAUCCACGAUUAGAAUCGGGGGCCCAGAGGUAGAUUCCGCCAUCACGGUUAGGCUCAACAGCCCAAACAUAAUGGUCGACUUGGUGAUAAUUUUCAUCGAGGAUGGACUUCUCCGAGCGGUGGUGUUUGGUCUCUACCAUAGGGUGGUCGACUUCGAGAUGCCAACGUUCUUUUCCGGUUCGCCGGUCGUUGGCGUAUAGGUCUCCAUCGACGGUCGCCAGAAGAACAAAGUCUUCCACUUCCCAAUCCUUCAGACUCCGCGCAAUCUGCGGCGAGGCAAGCCCAGAAGCAGGAAUGCUGCUGGACCGUUGAUAUCGUGAAGGGUUUGGUGCUCCUACGGACUGAGCCGGAGCCAAAGUUGCGAGGGCGCUCGCAUCGUCAGGGAUAAUUAAAUGGUCGUUUUCGUAUUCUCUCUUGCGGUUCUUGCGGACAGGCUCGAUCUUCUUCUGCUGCUGCUGUCGCUGUCGCUGAUUGGGAACGGAAGCCCGCUUUACAUUCUUGACAGUCUCGCGGGCCGACUUAGUCACGUCAACGGGGGUCGCGGCCCAUUGAUGUACGGCAUCAUCGGCUAACUGCUGACUGCGGCCGCCGGGGCGUUGCAGUUGUGGUAAAGCUGGUUCGACUGGUCGAUGCUGCUGCUGAGCAUCAACAAGCUGUAGCCAGGGUAGAAGGAUGAUAGCAAAGGCGAUGAAGAGUCUCUGUUGCUGUGAGGCCCGACGCCCCUCGCCCGGAGGUCGUCGCAGCAUUUUCGAUCAAGUAUUACGAUGUGAAUGAUCACAUGGAACCCAUUAGAUACGGUGAGAAGCUUAGUGCGGCGGACGUGAAGCGGCAAAGGCCAUAGAAGGGAUGGAAGGGACGAGAUUCGAUAUCUUGGUUGGGCAGUCACGUCACACCACAAGAUUGGCCGUCGUUCGUUCGUAGGAAGGUGCGGAGGCGACGCGGUAGGAGGGGAGCGCAGAAGGUUAAAGUUGAAGCAGACCUCACGCGCUGACGAUUCAACCGCAGCUAACAACGAUAUUGAUAAAGAUACUGAUAAAAUGUGAUUCGAGAUGGAAUGGAGGGCAGGUUGGAAAUGGAAUAUGGAGGAAAGGUUGGGGUAGGAGCCCGGGUUUUACCAGUGACCCCUUCUUUUUGCCCUGCCCUGGAACUGAUACCCUUGGAGGGUAAGAAAAAUACGUAUGCAGGAAUCGUAUACAUUAUGAUGAUUCUAUGUUAAUUCAUCCUAAAAAUUGCAUUCCCUAUCCUAAGCUUUUAGUAUCUUUUAAAACUUAUGAUGAGUUUUUAGAAAUUUUAUUUAAGA
This is a messenger RNA of Fusarium odoratissimum NRRL 54006, 13559 nucleotides long. Its product is annotated as translation initiation factor 3 subunit B. The record is from RefSeq and is a predicted model, not a curated record. Gene Ontology annotation, cellular component: eukaryotic translation initiation factor 3 complex. The transcript is spliced from 3 exons. NCBI's taxonomy places the organism in Eukaryota, Fungi, Ascomycota, Sordariomycetes, Hypocreales, Nectriaceae. Gene Ontology annotation, biological process: translational initiation. The coding region runs from base 6509 to 8752 and encodes 747 amino acids. Gene Ontology annotation, molecular function: RNA binding; translation initiation factor activity; translation initiation factor binding.